Molecule: messenger RNA, 3789 nt
Organism: Bipolaris oryzae ATCC 44560
Lineage: Eukaryota; Fungi; Ascomycota; Dothideomycetes; Pleosporales; Pleosporaceae
Exons: 2
Coding region: 1-3789 (1262 amino acids)
Biological process (GO): DNA-templated transcription
Cellular component (GO): RNA polymerase II, core complex
Molecular function (GO): ribonucleoside binding; DNA-directed RNA polymerase activity; DNA binding
Source: RefSeq, a predicted model, not a curated record
AUGGCUGAGCCGUACGAGUACGAAGACGGAAUGGACGACUACGAGGAUGAGGAGGACGACCGCGUCCUGCCCGAAGACUGCUGGGCAGUUAUCAGCUCCUUCUUCGACACCAAGGGUCUGGUGUCGCAACAACUGGAUUCCUAUGACGAAUUUACGCGCAACACAAUACAAGAUAUCGUAAAAGAAAACGGAAGUGUCAUUCUGGAACAGAACACGCCCUACAACCCUGACGAGGAUGAUAACCCGAUUAUCAAGCGCCGCUAUGAGAUCAAGUUUGGACGUGUCUAUCUUGCACGACCAACACACACUGAAGGAGACGGUACCACUGUGCAGCUCUACCCACACGAGGCGCGUCUGCGAAACCUCACUUACUCCGGAGCCAUGUUGGCUGACAUUGAAAACCGCAUCAUGGUCGCUCGUGAAGGCCGUGACCCCGAGGGCGAUGAGGACGAAGACAUGGAGGGUGGAUACACAGGAGGUGCUUCACAAAUUCGGUGGGAACGUGAAGAUAUGCCCAUGGACGACGGUACUGCGGCGAGGGUUUUCAUCGGAAAGCUGCCCGUCAUGUUGCGGUCAGAGCUUUGCCACCUGCGAGCACAAUCAGACGCUGAUUUGUUUGCGCUGAACGAAUGCCCCUACGAUCAGGGUGGAUACUUCGUCAUCAACGGCAGUGAGAAGGUGCUGAUCGCCCAGGAGCGCAGUGCCGCCAACAUUGUACAAGUCUUCCGCAAGAAGCAGGGACCUAUUCCUUGGAUAGCAGAGAUUCGAAGUGCUGUCGAAAAGGGCACUCGUCUUAUCUCUUCCUUUAACAUCAAAUGGGCAGAAAACUCGCUCGCUGGCCCGGGCAAGCGUAUACCCGGUCCAUUCGCAUACGCCACCCUCCCAUAUAUCAAGGCAGAUGUGCCCAUGGCCAUUGUCUUCCGUGCGCUUGGUAUAGUUUCCGAUGAGGAGAUUCUGAGUCACAUCGUUUACGACCGUACCGACACACAAAUGCUGGAGCUGUUGAAGCCCAGUAUCGAGGAGGGUUCCGUUGUGCAGGACCGUGAGACUGCCCUCGACUUCAUCGCCAAACGUGGAGCAAACUCUGGUACCAAGGACAGGCGUCUCAAGUUUGCGAGGGACAUCAUGCAGCGCGAGUUCCUGCCGCAUAUCUCCCAAAAGGAAGGUCAGGAUACCCGCAAGGCCUAUUUCUUCGGUUACAUGAUCCACAGACUUUUGCAGUGUGUGUUGGGUCGCCGUGAUGAGGAUGACCGUGAUCACUUCGGAAAGAAGCGACUGGAUCUUGCGGGACCUUUGAUUGCCAACUUGUUCCGUAUCCUCUUCCUGAAGCUCACAAAAGACGUGUAUAAGUACCUUCAGCGGUGUGUCGAGAACAACCAGGACUUUAACGUUCAGAUGGCUGUAAAAGCCAGUAUCAUCACAAACGGUCUGAAGUACUCUCUGGCUACAGGUAACUGGGGUGAUCAGAAGAAGGCCGCCUCCGCAAAGGCUGGUGUCUCGCAGGUGUUGAACCGAUACACCUACGCUUCUACUCUAUCCCAUCUUCGUCGAACAAACACCCCCGUUGGACGUGAUGGUAAACUGGCCAAGCCCCGCCAACUCCACAACUCUCAUUGGGGUCUUGUCUGCCCUGCCGAGACGCCUGAAGGACAAGCUUGCGGACUGGUCAAGAACUUGUCUCUCAUGUGCUACGUCAGUGUCGGUAGCGAUGCAUCCCCCAUUAUCGACUUUAUGACGCAACGUAACAUGCAGCUUCUUGAGGAAUACGACCAGAAUCAGAACCCGGAUGCGACAAAGGUUUUCGUGAACGGUGUAUGGGUCGGUGUUCACUCCAACGCUCAGCAACUUGUCACAGUUGUGCAGGAGCUCCGACGGAAUGGAACUCUAUCUUACGAGAUGAGUUUGAUUCGUGAUAUUCGUGACCGAGAGUUCAAGAUCUUCACGGAUGCUGGCCGUGUCAUGAGACCUCUGUUCGUGGUUGAGAACGAUAUCAGAAAGCCAAACCGAAAUCACCUCAUCUUCACCAAGGAAAUCAGUAACAAGCUCAAGGCCGAGCAGCAAGAGACUAGCACACGGCAAGGCUGGAGCCAAGAGGAGGUGGAACAGGCCACCUACGGCUGGAGAGGUCUGAUUCAAGACGGUGUUGUCGAAUAUCUCGAUGCCGAAGAAGAGGAAACCGCCAUGAUAACGUUCUCGCCCGAAGAUUUGGAGGAAUGGCGAGAGAUGAAGAUGGGUUUGCCUGCAGCCGAGCGAUCUACCGAGGGCAAGGACCGACUCCGUCGUCUCAAGCCCCAGCCAGAUCCUCGCAUUCACGCCUAUACCCAUUGCGAGAUUCAUCCGGCCAUGAUCUUGGGUAUCUGUGCCAGUAUUAUUCCCUUCCCAGAUCACAACCAGUCGCCCCGUAACACGUACCAAUCUGCCAUGGGUAAGCAAGCCAUGGGUGUUGCUCUCACCAACUUUGCGCUCCGUAUGGAAACCAUGAUGAACGUCCUCUACUACCCCCAGAAGCCUUUGGCGACAACCAGGUCGAUGGAGUACCUCAAGUUCCGUGAGCUUCCCGCUGGACAGAAUGCCAUUGUCGCUAUUGCUACCUAUGGUGGUUACAACCAGGAAGAUUCCGUCAUCAUGAACCAGAGCAGUAUUGAUCGUGGUCUCUUCAGGAGUUUAUUCUACCGUGCGUACACUGAACAAGAGAAGCGCAUCGGUGUCAACGUCCUGGAACAGUUCGAGAAACCUACGCGUGCUGACACUCUUCGUUUGAAGGGUGGUACCUAUGACAAGCUCGACGAUGACGGUGUUGUCGCGCCUGGUGUACGUGUGUCCGGUGACGAUAUCAUCAUCGGAAAGACUGCGCCCAUCGCGGCAGACGCCCAGGAGCUUGGUCAGAAGACUACUCUGCACACCAAGCGAGAUGUUUCAACGCCUCUUCGUAGUACCGAGAACGGUAUCGUCGAUCAGGUGCUCUUCACCACCAACACCGAAGGUCUUCGAUUCGUCAAGGUCCGUACCAGGACUACCAAGAUACCUCAAAUUGGUGACAAGUUUGCUUCUCGUCACGGUCAAAAGGGUACUAUUGGUAUCACCUACCGCCAAGAGGAUAUGCCUUUUACUCGAGAGGGAGUGACACCAGAUCUAAUCAUCAACCCUCACGCCAUCCCUUCUCGUAUGACAAUUGCCCAUUUGGUCGAAUGUCUGCUAUCCAAGGUCGGUGCCAUCACCGGACAAGAGGGUGACGCCACACCCUUCACCGACGUCACGGUCGAUCAAAUCUCCCAGCUGCUCGAAGACGCCGGCUACCAGAAGCGUGGGUUUGAAAUCAUGUACAACGGUCACACUGGUAAAAAGUUGCGUACGCAAAUCUUCUUGGGUCCCACAUACUACCAGCGUCUCCGCCACAUGGUCGACGACAAGAUCCACGCUCGUGCCCGCGGCCCCCUCCAGAUUCUCACCCGCCAGCCCGUCGAAGGUCGUGCCAGAGAUGGUGGUCUCCGUUUCGGAGAGAUGGAACGUGAUUGUAUGAUUGCCCACGGUGCCGCUGCCUUCCUCAAGGAACGUCUCUUUACCGUCUCUGACGCAUACACCGUCCACGUAUGCGACAUUUGCGGUCUGAUGAGUCCUAUUGCCCAACUCAAAAAGGGCCUCUACGAAUGCCGUCCUUGCCACAACAAAACCCGCGUUUCACAAAUCCACAUCCCUUACGCCGCAAAACUGCUCUUCCAAGAACUCCUCGCUAUGAACAUUGCGACCCGCAUGUUUACAGAUCGUUCGGGUCUCAGCGUGCGUGACUAG